Molecule: messenger RNA, 1170 nt
Organism: Saccoglossus kowalevskii
Lineage: Eukaryota; Metazoa; Hemichordata; Enteropneusta; Harrimaniidae
Molecular function (GO): oxidoreductase activity
Source: RefSeq, a predicted model, not a curated record
CUCAGAUACAAGUUCCACGCUGGUAAUCGAAGAACUGAAGUUGGGCAUACCACUACGUACUAGACAGAAAUGAUGAAAUGUGUCGAACUCGUUGGUGCUUUCCCAAAACAAUUGGCGCACAGAACUGAUCGGCCUAAACCUGAUCUACCACCAGAGGGCGCUAUUAUCAAGGUUUGGUACUGUGGAAUGUGUCAUACUGAUGCCCAUAUGUGGGUGAGUCCUUGCGAAAUACCAGUAAUACUUGGCCAUGAAGUCUGUGGAGAGAUAGAAUCAAUUGGAGAUGAUGGGGCCAAUCCAGAUGGUUUGCGUAAAGGUGAUAAAGUGAUCGUUUAUCCCUGGAUUGCGUGCGGCAAAUGUAAAGCCUGCGAUAAAGGAAAUGCUGAAUAUUGUGAACUGAAGCCAGAAGAGCAGAUUGAGAUUGGUAUCACUCUGGAUGGAGGAUAUGCAGAGUAUGUGGCAGUCCGUAAUUUGAUGUAUUUGGUGCCGGUACCGGAUGCUAUACCAAUGGAAAUUGCUGGUACACUGGCUUGUGGCAUGUUGACGGCAUACCAUACAAUACAGGUAGCUAGUAAAGAAAUUGAAGACAUACUACAAUCCAAAGAUAAUUGUGGUAUUUUAAUCAUUGGUGCCGGUGGACUAGGACUGUCAGCAGUGAAGCUAGCAAAGUAUUUAAUAUUGUCUAAAUAUAAAAAUGUUCAAGUGAUGUGCUCGGAUAUCAAUAAAAAUAAACUGGCUCUAGCGAUGGACGCUGGAUGUGAUGAUGUCAUCCAUUGGUCUCAAGAUGAGAAUGCAGAUGAGUGGGUACGCAAGACCAAAGCGGCUUUUGUUGGUGGUGGUCCAUUUAUUGUUAUAGAUUUCACUGGUAGUAAAGAUACGUUUGAUGUUGCGUACAAGUCACUCAGAAAGCACGGUACCAUCCUAUGCAUUGGAUUACAUGGUGGUGUUGUGGACUUGCCAUUGGAGUCAAUUAUUUUAAAUAGCAUCACUGUGAAAGGAGUCUAUGUAGGAACACUCUCCCAACUCAGAGAACUGACCAAAAUAGUUGCUGAUGGCAAGAUCCCUCCAUUGCCGUACACACUACAUAAACUUGAAGAAGCCCCAGAUCUCAUCUGUAAACUGAAAACCAAUCAGAUUACAACAGGAAGGGCUAUCUUGUCACUGAAGCAAUAG